This is a messenger RNA of Entamoeba invadens IP1, 543 nucleotides long. Its product is annotated as ubiquitin-activating enzyme E1 1, putative. Lineage: Eukaryota; Evosea; Mastigamoebida; Endamoebidae. Gene Ontology annotation, cellular component: SUMO activating enzyme complex; cytoplasm. The record is from RefSeq and is a predicted model, not a curated record. The transcript has a single exon. Gene Ontology annotation, biological process: protein sumoylation. Gene Ontology annotation, molecular function: SUMO activating enzyme activity. The annotation marks the transcript as partial.
AUGGCAGAGAAGAUAGACGAGGCUGUCUUAAGUCGCCAAUUAUACACAAUUGGUAAAGAGGCGCAAAUGCGUAUGCUCAGCACUCGUGUGUUGAUUGUUGGGUUAAGUGGGAUUGGAUGUGAGAUCGCCAAAAACGUGAUAUUGAUGUCCGUCAAAUCGGUGGGGCUUUUGGACAACACAAAAGGGGGUCUUAAAGAGGUCGGUAACAAUUUUUUCUUUUCUGAGUCUGAUAUCGGAAAAGUAGUAAGCGCCGCGACUGUUUCAAAGUUCCAAGAACUCAAUCCAAGUGUAUCUGUUAAUGCAGAAACGCGUGAGUUGAAUGACGAGUCACUUUAUUCGAACUAUGACAUUUUGGUGUUGACACAAUUAUUGGGGGAAAAGGAGUCAAUCAUCGUCAAUGAGAACUGCAGAAAACACAACAUCAAAAUGGUCUACGCAGUUAAUAGAGGUGUCUUCUCUAUGAUCUUCAACGACUUUGGAGACAACUUUGUCGUGAGUGACACUAAUGGAGAGAACCCAAGAAGUUUCAUUAUCAAUGAGAUC